UUCUCCUCGACACAUCAGCCAUCCACAUCCCCUAUGGCCACCACCAUCAUGGGAACGGGGAGCCCUCAGGUCCAAACCUCCAAGGCCACUCAGAGCACUCCACAAACACCAUGGUCCUCUCAGUCUUCACACACCACCUCUGCCUCCACCACUGCCCAUGCUUCACUUCCCCUCACAGGAACGUCCCUCAGAUCCACCACUACCAUUUCAACUCCAUCUGCGCCUCAGACCUCACCGACCUCUGUGGUUUCCACACAGUCCACCUCGGCACUGACCACAAAGUCUGAGAGCCUCAGCAUCACAUCCAGUGCACCAGUGCUCUGGGGAACCACCAUGCCAAGGACAAUGAUCACCAGUCUCGUAACCACAACACUCAAGGCCACAGGACCCACAACCACCACACCAAUGAUGACCACGAACAACACUACCUCCACCCAAGCACACAGCUCUUUAACUACAGCCAAAACCUCCGCUCUCCCCGAGUCAUACACUUUCUCCUCGACACAUCAGACAUCCACGUCCCCUAUGGUCACCACCAUCGUGGGAACGGAGAGCCCUGAGGUCCAAACCUCCAAGGUCACUCAGAGCACUCCACAAACACCAUGGUCCUCUCAGUCUUCACACACAACGUCUGCCUCCACCACUGCCCACGCUUCACUUCCCCUCACAGGAACGUCCCUCAGAUCCACCAGUACCUUCUCAAGUUCAGUUGGGCCCCAGACCUCAACGAUCCCUCUGGUUCCCACACAGUCCACCUCGGCACUGACCACAAAGUCUGAGAGCAUCAGCAACCCAUCAAGUGCACCAGCACUCUGGGCAACCUCCAUGCCAAGGACAAUGAUCACCAGUCUCGUAACCACAACACUCAAGGCCACAGGACCCACAACCACCACACCAAUGAUGACCACGAACAACACUACCUCCACCCAAGCACACAGCUCUUUAACUACAGCCAAAACCUCCCCUCUCCCCGAGUCACACACUUUCUCCUCGACACAUCAGCCAUCCACAUCCCCUAUGGCCACCACCAUCGUGGGAACGGGGAGCCCUCAGGUCCAAACCUCCAAGGCCACUCAGAGCACUCCACAAACACCAUGGUCCUCUCAGUCUUCACACACCACCUCUGCCUCCACCACUGCCCACGCUUCACUUCCCCUCACAGGAACGUCCCUCAGAUCCACCAGUACCUUCUCAAGUUCAGUUGGGCCCCAGACCUCAACGAUCCCUCUGGUUCCCACACAGUCCACCUCGGCACUGACCACAAAGUCUGAGAGCAUCAGCAACCCAUCAAGUGCACCAGUGCUCUGGGCAACCUCCAUGCCAAGGACAAUGAUCACCAGUCUCGUAACCACAACACUCAAGGCCACAGGACCCACAACCACCACACCAAUGAUGACCACGAACAACACUACCUCCACCCAAGCACACAGCUCUUUAACUACAGCCAAAACCUCCCCUCUCCCCGAGUCACACACUUUCUCCUCGACACAUCAGCCAUCCACAUCCCCUAUGGCCACCACCAUCAUGGGAACGGGGAGCCCUCAGGUUCAAACCUCCAAGGCCACUUUGAGCACUCCACAAACACCAUGGUCCUCUCAGUCUUCGUACACGUCUGCCUCCACCACUGCCCACACUUCACUUCCCCUCACAGGAACGGCCCUCAGAUCCACCACUACCAUUUCAACUCCAUCUGUGCCUCAGACCUCACCGACCUCUGUGGUUUCCACACAGUCCACCUCGGCACUGACCACAAAGUCUGAGAGCCUCAGCAUCACAUCCAGUGCACCAGUGCUCUGGGGAACCACCAUGCCAAGGACAAUGAUCACCAGUCUCGUAACCACAACACUCAAGGCCACAGGACCCACAACCACCACACCAAUGAUGACCACGAACAACACUACCUCCACCCAAGCACACAGCUCUUUAACUACAGCCAAAACCUCCCCUCUCCCCGAGUCAUACACUUUCUCCUCGACACAUCAGACAUCCACGUCCCCUAUGGUCACCACCAUCGUGGGAACGGAGAGCCCUGAGGUCCAAACCUCCAAGGUCACUCAGAGCACUCCACAAACACCAUGGUCCUCUCAGUCUUCACACACAACGUCUGCCUCCACCACUGCCCACGCUUCACUUCCCCACAUAGGAACGUCCCUCAGAUCCACCAGUACCUUCUCAAGUUCAGUUGGGCCCCAGACCUCAACGAUCCCUCUGGUUCCCACACAGCCCACCUCGGCACUGACCACAAAGUCUGAGAGCGUCAGCAUCACAUCCAGUGCACCAGUGCUUUGGGGAACCACCAUGCCAAGGACAAUGAUUACCAGUCUCGUAACCACAACACUCAAGGUCACAGGACCCACAACCACCACACCAAUGAUGACCACGAACAACACUACCUCCACCCAAGCACACAGCUCUUUAACUACAGCCAAAACCUCCCCUCUCCCCGAGUCACACACUUUCUCCUCGACACAUCAGCCAUCCACAUCCCCUAUGGGCACCACCAUCGUGGGAACUGGGAGCCCUCAGGUCCAAACCUCCAAGGUCACUCAGAGCACUCCACAAACACCAUGGUCCUCUCAGUCUUCGUACAUGUCUGCCUCCACCACUGCCCACGCUUCACUUCCCCUCACAGGAACGUCCCUCAGAUCCACCACUACCAUUUCAACUCCAUCUGCGCCUCAGACCUCACCGACCUCUGUGGUUUCCACACAGUCCACCUCGGCACUGACCACAAAGUCUGAGAGCCUCAGCAUCACAUCCAGUGCACCAGUGCUCUGGGGAACCACCAUGCCAAGGACAAUGAUCACCAGUCUCGUAACCACAACACUCAAGGCCACAGGACCCACAACCACCACACCAAUGAUGACCACAAACAACACUACAUCCACCCAAGCACACAGCUCUUUAACUACAGCCAAAACCUCCCCUCUCCCCGAGUCAUACACUUUCUCCUCGACACAGCAGCCAUCCCCAUCCCCUAUGGUCACCACCAUCGUGGGAACGGAGAGCCCUGAGGUCCAAACCUCCAAGGUCACUCAGAGCACUCCACAAACACCAUGGUCCUCUCAGUCUUCACACACAACGUCUGCCUCCACCAUUGCCCACGCUUCAGUUCCCCACAAAGGAACACCCCUCAGAUCCACCAGUACCUUCUCAAGUUCAGUUGGGCCCCAGACCUCAACGAUCCCUCUGGUUCCCACACAGUCCACCUCGGCACUGACCACAAAGUCUGAGAGCGUCAGCAUCACAUCCAGUGCACCAGUGCUUUGGGGAACCACCAUGCCAAGGACAAUGAUUACCAGUCUCGUAACCACAACACUCAAGGCCACAGGACCCACAACCACCACACCAAUGAUGACUACGAUCAACACUACCUCCACCCAAGCACACAGCUCUUUAACUACAGCCAAAACCUCCCCUCUCCCCGAGUCACACACUUUCUCCUCGACACAUCAGCCAUCCACAUCCCCUAUGGCCACCACCAUCAUGGAAACGGAGAGCCCUCAGGUCCAAACCUCCAAGGCCACUCAGAGCACUCCACAAACACCAUGGUCCUCUCAGUCUUCACACACCACCUCUGCCUCCACCACUGCCCACACUUCACUUCCCCUCACAGGAACACCCCUCAGAUCCACCAGUACCUUCUCAAGUUCAGUUGGGCCCCAGACCUCAACGAUCCCUCUGGUUCCCACACAGUCCACCUCGGCACUGACCACAAAGUCUGAGAUCCUCAGCAACCCAUCAAGUGCACCAGUGCUCUGGGCAACCUCCAUGCCAAGGACAAUGAUCACCAGUCUCGUAACCACAACACUCAAGGCCACAGGACCCACAACCACCACACCAAUGAUGACCACGAACAACACUACCUCCACCCAAGCACACAGCUCUUUAACUACAGCCAAAACCUCCCCUCUCCCCGAGUCACACACUUUCUCCUCGACACAUCAGCCAUCCACAUCCCCUAUGGGCACCACCAUCAUGGGAACUGGGAGCCCUCAGGUCCAAACCUCCAAGGCCACUCAGAGCACUCCACAAACACCAUGGUCCUCUCAGUCUUCACACACCACCUCUGCCUCCACCACUGCCCACGCUUCACUUCCCCUCACAGGGACAUCCCUCAGAUCCACCACUACCAUUUCAUUUCCAUCUGGACCUAAGACCUCUGUGACCUCCCUGGUUCCCACACUGUCCACCUCGGAAAAGACCACAACCUCUGAGAGCCUCAGCAUCACAUCCAGCACACCAGCGCUCUGGGCAACCUCCAUGCCAAGGACAAUGAUCUCCAGCCUUUUAACCACAACACUCAAGGCUACAGGACCCACAAAGACCACACCCCUGAUAACCUCGUCCACCAGUGCUUCGUUCCAAUCCCAGAGUACUUUCCGUACUUCCCCAGUGUCUUCCACUUUUGGGAGCUCCUCAUCUAAUUUCCCAUAUGUUUCUAUCUCCAGUUCUCCUUUUUUAUCUCCAAUUACUUCACCAUCUCAUUUUCCAAGUCUUUCCACUUCUUUUUUUCCAUCUUCUCCUUCUCCUUCUAUGCUCUGGUCCAAGACCUCAUCCAUAUCCUCCCUGUCAACCUCUCAGACUUCCUCGUCGUUCGAUUCCACCAUGUUCCCCUCUAGUUCUUCUUUGAUUUCAUCACCUACUUCAGUCCCUCCAACCCCCACCGUUGCUACUUCACAGUACUCGCCCACCAGCAGGUCCAUGUCCUCUCCUGCACUGUCCCCUGGACUCACAAGCAGAUCACAUUCUACCUCUCUUUCUUCCUUUUUGUCUCCCACACCAGCGUCCACUCCUGUCAAGACUUCCCUCUCACCUCCUUUUACCUCAUCUCUCUCCCCCUCUUAUCUUCCCACCCUGCCUCCUGUCCAUAUGUCUCCCAGGCCACCUCAAGUACCAGAGUCUAGCCCAGACUUCCCCUCCACUUCCAGGACCACACCCAGUGCCUCCCCUUCCUCUGCCUUCUCACAAUCCACCACCUCCCAGUUUACUUCUCUCACCACCCGAGCUUCCACGCUAGAUCUCGUGUCAUCUACCUUGGGGAUGACAGCUUCAACCAUUUCUCCCACCACCAACUUCACAACCAGCCCUCCUGGUACCACCAGGCUGCCCACAUCCAUGUUCCUGUCCAGCCACAUAACCUCUCGUGGAAGCUCCUCUACCUUCCCCCCAGCAUCCUCUUCUACUGUGGCUCCCCCGGUGUCCUCUCCUGGACCCUGCAGUGUACAGGAGCAUGAGCAAGAGAUCACGUACCAGGGGUGCACAGCAAACGUGACGCUGACCCGCUGCGAGGGUGUCUGUGCCUCUUCUGUCAGCUUCAACAUCACCACCCAGCAGGUGGAUGCCCAAUGCAGCUGCUGCUCACCACUUAGCUCCUACGAGAAGCAGGUCCUCCUGCCCUGUCCAGACCCCAACGCACCAGGCCAGCAGCUCACGCUCACCUUGCAGGUGUUCAGCAACUGUGUGUGCAAACCCCCAUGCAGAGCCUAGAGAAGCAGCCUGGUCUCCCGGACAUGAAGGGUCACAGGUCAAGAACAAAACAGAUGCCACCAUGGCCACCUCCUCUGGAUUUGUGCAGCAGCCCCUUUCCGGGACAUAGAUCUGGUCUCCAUGAGCCCUCGGAGGCAGCUCACCUGAGGCUGCUGUGAGGAAGAAGCUGCUAGGCAGAAGCCCUGACCACCUACCUCCUGCAGACCCUGCUAAGAGUAGGUUUGAGGUGGGCAAUGAACUGCUGACCCUGACACACCGGGCACUUGCUGACUGCAGCAUCUGCCAUGCACACAGCCUCCCAGCCUUUGAUCGCAGAAUCUUGCAGAGAAGAGGCCAAGGAGGGGUUGUGCCAGCAGGCUGCUGGGGAGCAUGAGGACUGAUGAGAUGGGGACAUGGGGGUGUGGACAGGGAUAGGGGACGAAAGGCAAGGUAAGCACCAAAUACAGCAGAGAGGGGUAUCCCCAGUCAGGGCGACAAGCAGGUGUAAGACAGUGGUACCCAGCUGGCCAGGCUGGCUGCCACCAGAACCCACAUCCCCAGAGGAGGCUGUCACCCACCACCGAGUUGAUUCCAAAUAAACUAGUUCUU
Sciurus carolinensis (gray squirrel) is the source of this 6078-nucleotide messenger RNA. It is a transcript of the gene Muc6, whose product is annotated as mucin 6, oligomeric mucus/gel-forming. Gene Ontology annotation, cellular component: extracellular matrix. The transcript has 4 exons. The coding region runs from base 34 to 5490 and encodes 1818 amino acids. The record is from RefSeq and is a predicted model, not a curated record. Gene Ontology annotation, molecular function: protein binding. Lineage: Eukaryota; Metazoa; Chordata; Mammalia; Rodentia; Sciuridae.